Molecule: messenger RNA, 621 nt
Organism: Opisthorchis viverrini
Lineage: Eukaryota; Metazoa; Platyhelminthes; Trematoda; Opisthorchiida; Opisthorchiidae
Exons: 4
Coding region: 1-621 (206 amino acids)
Source: RefSeq, a predicted model, not a curated record
AUGUUGACGGAACGUUUGCAAGCCAAUUGCCAAGCUCGGCAAACAGAUCAACAGCCACCUGAUCAACAACCAACACGGAAAGUAUUCCCACAGAAGAACCUGAGGAAGAGACGUGUGAUCAAAGAAGACCGCAAAUUCACGGGGGCAGAGGAGGGUGUGUUACGUGGGAUACGAAUACGUAAUGCAAAAGAUUUUUUGAAUGGGUGUAAAACGACCGAGGUCCACUUAAUCAAAUCAGUAAGCACGGCUGCUACAUAUGGUGCAAACGUAGACAUGAGUUCCACAACGAUUGACCCACCUCCACCUGGUGAACUAGCAGUAGCUGUCUACCGGUAUCAUCGCUUUGCAUCAUUUUUUUCCGUUGACAAAACGCCCUCUCCAGGCGUUGAUAACACCUCCUGUUUCGACCCCCCUUCGUUCGCCGCAGACGCAGAAACAGUUUCAGCUCGUAUCGAUCGUUCUGCAUCUCUCACCCCGUUCAAACCGCUCAUUGGUGGUUCCACUGCUUGCUGUUUUAUCUACAGUUCUGAAGUUAUUUUGAAUAUGGAACCGAUUCUCUCUCGAUACGAUAGAUCUGAUUGGGGAACUUGUUUGUGCCAUAAUGAUCGCAUCAAACUUUGA